AUGGGGGAGGAAGAAAGGGCAGGAGACAGGAAGAAGGGGAAGGGGUGCAGGAGGAGGUGGCAGAGGGAAGAAGUGAAGGACGGAGGGCAUUGGGUUGUUUCACUUUUCUUCGUUUCUGGAUUCCAAGGCCUUUCCGAGCAGCACACAAAAGCAAUUUCUGAUGCCCCUGGGAGAGAGCUGAGAGGAGCUAAAACUGCCCUGAGAAGCUCCCCCAGGACCAAGGCCGACCGUCAGAGCAGAAUCUGGGCCAAUCUCGGCGGUUGUGUUUUUUCUUCAACCCACUUACCUCAGGAGAGCAGGAUUUUUGCUCGGGCACACCCAGCACAGCCGGCAUCCGGGCGGAGGGGGGGAGGGCCCUGCCCCCACGAGGCUGGGUGCACAGCACCCCCACCUCCCCGGGGGCUCCUGCUACCUGCCAAGGCACCUGGGCCUCACAAGGGCCCCGGGAAGCAGCGGUCCACAUCCUCAUGGAAGGGGAGGUCCCGCGAGGGGCGAGCAUCCGCCUCCCAGCUCAGUGAUGGCCGGCGUGGCCUCCAGCUUUGGGCAGACGCACACACCCGAGCCGAUGCGCACCAACCUUGGAGAUGGGUCAAGGCCCUGGGAACCAACUACGCUCCGGUCCCUGGAGGCCUCCUCACCCACUUUCCCCCGGGCAGGCUGGCGGGGCUGCAGGACUGGGCCCGUCUCUGCUGUGUGGGGCAGGCCGAGGGGUCUGCUUUCAACUCCUUUCACGCUUCCUUCCUUAAAGACAGAGGUAGUUCCUGGGGCACCCGGGUGGUUCAGUCGUCGGGCGGCUGCCUCUGGGUCAGGUCAUGAUCCAGGGUCCUGGGAUCGAGUCCCACACCGGGCUCCAGUCCCGAAGCCUGCCUCUCUUCCAGUGCCUCUCAGGAAUAAAUAAAUACAAUCUAAAAAAAUAAAAAAGAUUUCUCAUGGUGCCUUAUAAAUAAUACUUGGAUUUUUGAGUUUAGGAAGAUGGCCUGAGGAGAAUGUGGAUCUUGAAACUGGCGGGAAAUCUCAGGCGGGAAAUCUUUUAAGGUGAUCAUGGAAAAAGACUGGCCGCGUCCUGAGGCAAGGCCCCGGCGCGAGAACAGAGGGUGCGGCUUGACCCCCGGUGCCUUCUCCUCAGUCGCGUCCCUUCGCCUGGUACAAAAGCCUGAAUCAUCUGUGCUGAGCGACCCCUGAGUGUGUGUUGAAGAGAAACAGGAGACGUCUCGGGGCGCACGUUUCCUCUCUUCUUG
Molecule: messenger RNA, 1238 nt
Organism: Canis lupus familiaris (dog)
Lineage: Eukaryota; Metazoa; Chordata; Mammalia; Carnivora; Canidae
Exons: 4
Coding region: 1-816 (271 amino acids)
Source: RefSeq, a predicted model, not a curated record